This is a messenger RNA of Anthonomus grandis grandis, 1227 nucleotides long. Its product is annotated as DNA polymerase beta-like. Lineage: Eukaryota; Metazoa; Arthropoda; Insecta; Coleoptera; Curculionidae. Bases 36 to 1055 code for a protein of 339 amino acids. Gene Ontology annotation, molecular function: DNA binding; DNA-directed DNA polymerase activity. Gene Ontology annotation, biological process: double-strand break repair via nonhomologous end joining. Gene Ontology annotation, cellular component: nucleus. The transcript has 7 exons. The record is from RefSeq and is a predicted model, not a curated record.
CUGCGAUUCACAUAAUACGGUUGAUUAAAGGAAAAAUGAGCAAACGUAAGGCUCCUAGUGAAGAAUCAAAUCCGAACCAUGAUUUUUGUGAAUUUUUAACAGAACUGGCCGAAUACGAAAAGAACGUAACUGGACACAUCCAUAAAUAUAAAGUGUACAGGAAGGCGGCGUCAGUGUUAGCCGCUCACCCUACCAGGAUCACAUCGGGGGCAGAAGCUAAGAAACUCCAAGGGAUCGGAGAUAAGAUAUCCAAGAAAAUUGAUGAGUUCUUGCAAACUGGUAAACUACAAAAAUUGGAUAAUAUCCAUCAUGAUAAAGAAAGUCAGGCUAUACAAGAAUUGACAAGAGUCUCAGGUAUAGGAAGGGCAAAAGCUAAAAAACUGUAUGAAGAAGGUAUAAGUUCCAUUGAGGAGCUUAAAAAACAUACCAAUCAGUUGACUCAUCAUCAGAUAGUUGGUUUGAAGUAUGUGAAUGAUUUUGAGCAGAAAAUCCCUCGAGAAGAGAUUGAAAAAAUUGAGAAAGUUCUUGUAAAAACAAUUAAAAACUUAGACAAAGAGUAUGAUGUGACUAUUUGCGGCAGUUACAGAAGGGGAAAAGCCUGUAGUGGUGAUAUAGAUGUCCUAAUCACACAUCCCCAUUAUAAAAGUGACCGAAUUGAUAAGGAUAAAAAAUCCAAAACCCAUAACCAUAUUUUAAAAGAAGUUGUCGAGGCACUGGAGAAUUGUGGGCUGGUCACAGAGACUUUGUCCCUAGGCGAUUCCAAAUUUAUGGGUGCAUGUCAACUCAGCGCUGAUUUACCCACCAGAAGAUUAGACAUAAGAUUCCAGCCCUAUGACCAAUAUUACUGCAGCAUAUUACACUUUACUGGGUCAGACAUUUUUAAUCAGGAUAUGAGAGCUUUCGCUUUAGAACAGGGAUUUACUUUAAAUGAGUACACUUUGAGGCCAUUAGGAAGCACUGGUGUACCUGGGGAACCAGUGGAAAUAUGUUCCGAAAAGGAUAUUUUUGACUCUAUUGGUUAUCCUUAUAAGGAACCAAAGGAUAGAGAGGGAUAAUAAUAUAAAAAUUCUUUUUUUCGAGUAAUUUUAUAUUUAAAUAAAUCAAUAUUUCCUUCACAUUGUUUUUUUUUUUGUUUAUAUCGUAAACAUAUUUCUUAAGUACAAAUUUAUUUAAAAUAGUUGUUAUUUAUUUGUAUUUUAGUCUAAAAUAUAUAUCUUAUAUACUGAA